AUGGCUGAAAAGAAUAUAUAUAAAAUACUUGCUCUUGCUUCUGCUUUUACAUUUACUUCUGCUUCUGUAGUUGUUAUUUAUUUUGGAAUGAAAUUGUAUUACGAAAAAAAAAAAAUGCCAAAUAAAUCCUAAAAGUUUUAAACUCUUAAAUACUUACUUGUUGGUCCACCAGGAGUUGGAAAAACUAAAUUAUUUAAAAGAAUAUCUAAUUUUUUUAAAUAAAAAUAGGUAAAUUAAGGAUUUGAAGAAUGUUAAAUAAGGCAUGAUAUUGAUUUAGUUUCUACACCUUCAUUUGAAUUUGAAAAUAUUAAUGAAAGAGAAAUCAUAAUUAAAUAAUUCUCCUAAUACAUGAUGAAAAAUCAUAUUAUACAUUUUUUCUUAUUAGUUAACUUUGAAAGAACAGAUUUAAUGAAGAAAAAAAUAUUAAAUGUUCUUAAAUAUUUCAAGAAAUUUAAAGAAAAAUUUACAGUUAUUGUUACUGAUUUUUAAUUAAGUGAUAAUUAAGAAGAAGAUAAAAAAAAUUUAAAAUAAGCACUCCAUGUUUAUCUCAAUUAGAAUUAAUCUAUUAUGUUUGUGGAAAAUGAUUUUAAUGUAGAAUAAUUUAGAGAUUAAUUGUUAGUAGAAGCAUAAGCAUUAAAUUUGACUGAUACAAUUUUUGAGCCCAUUAAUGAGAAUGAAUAACAAUUAUUAUUGUAAUAAUUUCAAAAUAUGUUUACUAAUAGAGAUUGUAAUUAAAUAAAAAAAUAAUAAAUAAAUGAAAAUAAUAAUUAAUAAUAAGAAAUAAUAUUAACAAAUACAUAAUAAGAUAAUAUAUAGUAAUAAUAAUAAGAAAAUGAAUAAUUUUAAAUAAAUGAUCAAAAAUUAUUUUAAGAUGAUCAAUCAAUUCUAAUGAAUGAUUAAUUUAAAUCUAAUUAGAACUAAUAAUGA
Molecule: messenger RNA, 927 nt
Organism: Paramecium primaurelia
Lineage: Eukaryota; Ciliophora; Oligohymenophorea; Peniculida; Parameciidae
Source: the annotation of a GenBank genome assembly